Chrysemys picta bellii (western painted turtle) is the source of this 1122-nucleotide messenger RNA. NCBI's taxonomy places the organism in Eukaryota, Metazoa, Chordata, Testudines, Emydidae. The record is from RefSeq and is a predicted model, not a curated record.
AAAGUGAAGAAUAAGAGAGAGAUGAUUGCAGGUGAAUUUAACAAACUGCACACACUGCUGAGAGAGGAGGAAAAGCUGCUUCUGCAGAGCCUGGAGGAGGAGGAGAGGGCGACUCUGCAGAGACUACAGGAAAAUGUCACCAAACUCUCCCAGCAAAGCUCCUCUCUGCAGCAGCUGAUCACAGAGAUAGAGGAGAAGUGUCAGCAACCAGUUGUCGAGCUGCUAAAGGAUGUGAAAAGCACAUUGAGCAGGAGUGAGAAUGUGAAACUCCAGGAACCAGAAGCUGUUUCUACUGACCUGAAGAACGUGUAUAAAAUUACCCUUGACAUGAGGGAAGCACUGAAGACAUUCGCAGGUGAGUGGAGUCUACUGGGACAUUCAGCUGUAUUGUGCCUGGGGAUCUGGACAGAGCCUGGGACCCCAGGACUCGCAUGUAUGCAGCUGACAUGCAUGGAGCUGUGUUAUAGCUGGAGGCUGGGCAGUUUGCCUGCUACUUACAGCCACCUGCUGGUACUUGCCCAGGUGUCUGACCAGGCCCCAUCACUCUGACAUCCUGACCCCUCCAUGGCUGAGUUAAUGGGUGUCACUGAGCCAGGUGCCGUGAGGCCUGGACUGGGCCCAUUGUGCUGGGUGCUGCACAGACUGGUAAAGGAUGAGGUGUCUGUGCCUCUCUCCUGGGACAUGUGAGGGCUGCAUGGUGUGGCCACCGCUCAGCACUGCCCCAGCCCCCAUUAGCCAAGGCUGGCUGAGCUUUCUGAGCUGGAGGAGGGGCUGUUCUGGCUGCUGUGGUCUGACUUGGGCCGUGUGUUACUGGGUAACAAGCUGAAUCCUACGGACCCCUCAUCUGGUCUGAGCACAGCCCAGUGUGAGGUUGGGUCAGUGGUUUGCUGCUCGUUUAGUGAGACUUACUCAUGAGAGUGUGACCCUGUCACAAUGUCUGAGCAUUGUUACCAGCUGUGCCUGUUACUUUGGGGUAUGCUCAUUUAUUAGGGUUACUCUUCUGGGGGCAAGGGGUUCUGUACUUCUAUCAAUGUGCUGCUUGUGUUCUCAUAUGGAGCUCUACUUCUCCCUUCUUCCCUCCCAAUGGAGCUAUCUUGCAUGACCUACGUUCCCCAGGGUUCG